AUGUCUGACGUUGAACAAGAACAAAUCAUCGAAGAAGUUGCCGUUGAACAAGAAUCCGGUUCCAUCACCAUCGAAGACGCCUUAAAGGUUGUCUUGAGAACCUCUUUGGUUCACGACGGUUUGGCCAGAGGUUUGAGAGAAGCCUCCAAGGCUUUGUCCAGAAGAGAAGCCCAAUUGUGUGUCUUGUGUGACUCCGUCACCGAAGAAUCCAUCAUCAAGUUGGUUGAAGCUUUGUGUAACGAGCCAGAAGAGAAGAUCCCAUUGAUCAAGGUCUCUGACGCCAAGUUGUUGGGUGAAUGGGCUGGUCUUUGUCAAUUGGACAGAGAAGGUAACGCCAGAAAGGUCGUUGGUGCUUCUUGUGUUGUUGUCAAGAACUGGGGUGCUGACUCUGACGAAAGAAACAUUUUGUUGGAACACUUCUCCCAACAAUAA
Molecule: messenger RNA, 432 nt
Organism: Suhomyces tanzawaensis NRRL Y-17324
Lineage: Eukaryota; Fungi; Ascomycota; Pichiomycetes; Serinales; Debaryomycetaceae
Gene: RPS12
Product: 40S ribosomal protein eS12
Exons: 1
Coding region: 1-432 (143 amino acids)
Biological process (GO): translation
Cellular component (GO): cytosolic small ribosomal subunit; ribosome
Molecular function (GO): structural constituent of ribosome
Source: RefSeq, a predicted model, not a curated record